Messenger RNA from Stylonychia lemnae, 2901 nucleotides. The record is from the annotation of a GenBank genome assembly. Lineage: Eukaryota; Ciliophora; Spirotrichea; Sporadotrichida; Oxytrichidae.
AUGUCAAACUAGCAAGCAAAUUACCAAGUAUUCAAUCUUGGACAAACUUCAUCAAAUAAAAGCAAUCUCAAAAGUGAUGAUUUCCCAGCUUUAGGCGGAGGGGCAAGCGCAAAUAUACAAGUUCAAGCACAAUAGACUAUGCAGAUGUAGGGACAAAAUCAAUUCAAUGGGUAGUAACAAAUGCAAUACUAAGAUCCUACUCAAAUGUAUGGUGGAGGAUUUUAACAAUAGCAAUUUGCGCAGUAGUAGUAAUAAUACAUGCCAAACUAGAUGUUCAUGUAACAACCAAUGUUUGAUCAAUUUGGAAAUCCUGUAAUGUAGAUGUUUGACUAAUAACAACAACAAUUCAUGAUGGGAAAUACUGGCGGUAUGAACUGGGGUAUGCCACAGCAAUAAUAAUACAUUGGUGGAGUCAAUCAAACUCAAUCACUAAAUGCUUAAUUCUAAGGACUUGGUCUAGCAAAUGACACAAAUCUUCUUGCAGGACAACAAAUUGGACUAGGUUAAACAUAAAGUGUUCCACUUACUACUAGCACUUUCCCCACACUUGGAGCAACUACUUCAAAUACAACUGUGCAGUCAAACACUACAUAGACAUCUUUUAAGCUUGAAGCAACUGAAUUCGUUCCAAAGAAGAAAAUAGUAAAAACUGUGGAACAAUUCCCUACUCUUGAUAUGGCUGCAACUAAAGAACCAGUGAAAAAGAAGGUUGUUACAACUGGAGGAGAUUAACCAACAAAGUAAGCUUCAAAUAGCAGUGAUCCCACACAUGGUAAAUCAAAGGAAUUUUUCUUAAUUUACCCAGACAAUCCUUAAAUGCCUGCAGAUCCAUUCUUGAAUCCUUUGAUGCCUAAUGAGGAUCAAAUGGUUUUCAUUUUCACAUAUUAUCCUGAAUAUUCUACUAACCCUGCUGAUUUGAUCAUUUGGCUUUAUCAAACAGCUCAAUUCAACGAGGAAUAAGCAAGACUAUCAAAAAUUCAACAAGAUACUGAAGGAGCAUAUAAGAUAAAGCCAAAGAUUGGAUCUAGACUUGCUAAAGGAAAUAGGAGAAAACAAUACGAUGAUGAAGAAGAGGAAGAAGACGUUGUUUAUGGGGCUAAGAAUUUAUUAAAGAAACCUAAACCUCAACCUGCUCCACCUAAGGAAUUAAGUUAAGAGUAACUCGAGAAAAUGAAGAUUAAGAAUGAACAGAAAAAGGCAGAUAAACUUAAGUUAAUAAGAGAAAAGGAAGCUAGAAGCAUCAACAGUAAAGUUCGUAAUGUAGCUGAAGAUCAAAUUGUUGAGGUAGAUGAGACUAGACAACCAGCAAGUUUAGUAUGUAUUGGUCAUGUCGAUGCAGGUAAAUCUACUAUUAGUGGAAAUUUAAUGUUCAUAAUGGGUGCUGUCGAUCAAAGAACUAUCUAGAAAUAUAAAGAAGAAGCAAAGGAAAAUAACAGAGAAUCUUGGUGGUUAGCCUAUGUUAUGGAUGUAAACGAGGAAGAAAAAGCUAAGGGAAAAACUGUCGAAAUAGGUAGAGCUAAUAUAGAAACUCCAAAGAAGAGAUGGACUAUUUUCGAUGCUCCAGGCCAUAAAAACUACGUGCCAAAUAUGAUUAUGGGUGCAGCAUUAGCUGACUUUGGUUGUUUAGUUAUCUCAGCCAAAAAGGGAGAAUUCGAAUCUGGUUUUGAUAUGGAUGGUCAAACUAGAGAACAUAUUUAACUCGCUAAGAGUUUAGGUAUUUAUAAACUUGUUGUCGCUGUGAACAAGAUGGAUGAGCCUAGUGUUAAGUGGAGCAAGGAUAGAUAUACAGAUAUUUUAACUUCUCUAAAGCCAUUCAUUAAGGGAUGCGGAUAUGAUCCAGAAACAGAUUGCAUCUAUGUACCUCUUUCUGGUCUUAAUGGAGACAACAUUAAAGAAUAAGUAAGCAAAACUGUUUGCAACUGGUAUAAUGGUCCUACUCUUCUUGAAAUUCUUGAUGAUCUUGAAUUACCACCAAGAAAUCCAGAUGGUCCAUUGAGAAUUCCUAUUCUUGAUAAAAUGAGAGAUAGAGGCACAGUUAUCUUUGGAAAGGUUGAGUCAGGUACUGUAAAAGUUGGAGAUCAACUUAAUGUAAUGCCAUAAAAUCUUCUUUGUCAAGUAGCCACUGUUUACAACAGUAAAGGUGAGGCUGUUAAGUAUGCUAAGCCAGGUGAAAAUGUUCAACUCAGACUGCUUAACAUCAAUGACGAAAAUUUGGUAAACAAAGGAGAUGUGCUUUGUAAGAUUGAUGAAUAAAUUCCAAUCACUGAUUUAUUCGAAGCUGAAAUAGAUGUUCUUGAACUCUUAAAAUAUAAACCAAUUCUCUCCAAAGGCUAUCAAUGUAUUUUACAUAUCCAUACAGUUGCUGAGGAAGCAACUAUUAAGGAGAUCCUUGUGUCUUAUGAAAAAAACGAUAAAGGAGAAAUCAUUGAGAAAUAAAAACCAUAAUUUACACAGAGCUUCAGUAGAAUUAUCUGCAGAGUUCAAGUCAGAAUUCCAAUUCCACUUGAAAAGCACGAUUUCCUGGAAUAGAUGGGAAGAUUCACCUUGAGAGAUGAGGGUAAAACUAUUGCAGUUGGUAAAGUACUAAAAUACAAGCCAGUCAAAGUUUUUGGAACUGCUAACAACCAAGGUAGCGACAAUGCUAACUCAGCUUAAAAUGUAUAAAAGGAAGAUGGCAAAGUUGAUGGAAAUGCAGAGUCACAAAUUAAUACUAAAACUAAAUAAGACGCCAACAAAGCUAAAGAAGAAUUAGUCUAUGAUCUUGAUUCAGGUGAAAUGGUUACCAGAGAAGAAUUCAAUCGCAGAAAUCAGGAGAGACAAGAAAAGGAAAUGGAAGGAAUCGAUGAAAAUGAGGAUGAAGACGAUGAAGAAGAUGAUGAUGAGGAAGAUGGAAAAUAAUGA